CCUCAUCCAAUCGAUAGCACGGACUUUCGCACGUGAAGGACGUCGUUGGGAGCAGCAUCUGAGCAAGAUCUUGAAACCGAGCAAGUAAACGACCCAUCUGAGCACAUUUUCUCCGUCGACAUGGACCGACCAAAAUCCUUGGGCGAGGGCUUGACCAGCAGUAUAGCAACAGCCUGGUCGUCUCCAGGAUUGAACUGCCGCUCACCAGUCACACCACGCAUACCACGGACACCGAGGAUCCCUCAUGGUCAGAAGCCAGUCUCGCAGCAGGGUCAUUCACUCCCGCAAGAAGAAGAUGAAGAUACCUGUCCGAUCCUUCCUUCAGGGCUCACCUUCUCACUCCCAACCAUAUCAUCUCACGCCGCCCGAGAUGGCCGCUCCAAGAAGGGAAGGAUCUCUAGACCACCAAAUCUCAAGCCGGAAUGUCUACACACCUCAUCGCUGUGCCAAUCUCACGGCGAGGACAACUUUCUCCCUCUCAGCGCCCUGUCAAUUACACCAUGCCUGAUCAACCAGCCUAAACAUGCCACCCAGGAACAUCACCUUACUACUUUCUCCGCGGUCAACCUCAUCCUCGGCAAAACAGUCGGCGUCGGGGUCUACUCAGUGCCAUCGGCAAUAUUUGCAGAGGUUGGAUCUGUCGGGAUGACAUUGCUUGUAUGGGUCGUCGGAGCAAUAAUCUCCUUCUGCGGAAUGUCCGUCUACCUUGACCUGGGAACUGCGAUGCCAAGGUCAGGAGGGGAACGAGUCUACCUUGAACGGAUAUUUCGUCAACCCCGGAUGCUUGCCACCUGCAUGUUCAUGGCCUAUGUCGUCCUCCUCGGCUUCAGUACACCCAACUGCAUCAUCCUCGGCAACUAUGCAGUGUCGGCGCUGGGAUUUGAGCCAAACGUCUGGAGUGUGCGCGGACUCGCCGUCUUCGUCGUCACGCUUGCAUGCCUCAUCCACGCACGAGCACCAUCGACCGGUCUACGCAUCAUCAACAUCCUAGGCGUGGGAAAGAUGUUGAUUCUGGCAGCGGUAAUACUCAGCGGUGUCGCCAGUGUAAGCCGCACUUCCACAAGUGAUACUCCAUCCGUCGCACGGCAGAACUUCACGUCGAUUUGGGAAGGGACCAGCACCAAGCCUUACAACUAUGCCACCGCGCUCCUUCAGGUGCUCUACUGCUUCCGCGGCUACAACACGGCGAACCAAGUCAUGUCCGAGGUCCGUAACCCGAUUUCGACGAUCAAGAUCGCAGCCCCUGUCGCUCUCAGCAUCGCAUCAGUAGGAUACGUUCUUGCCAACGUCGCCUACUUCUGUGCCGUAGAGAAGGAAGACUUCCGCACCUCAGGGGUAGUUAUCGCCAGCCACUUCCUCCGCAACGUCUUUGGUCCGGUAUGGGGAGAACAGAUUCUGCCUUGUUUCAUCAUCGUGUCAGCAUUUGGAAAUAUAGCGGCGACCUCUUUCGCACAGGCUAGGGUGAACCAGGAAUUGGGAGCGCAGGGUCUGCUUCCUAUGUCGAAAUUCUGGCGCAAGAAGAACGCUGCCGGUGCACCCGGUCCGGGGUUGUUCCUGCACUGGCUGGUCAGUGUCCUGGUGAUCGUCCUUCCGCCUCCAGGCGAGAUAUACAAUUUUCUCCUUGAGAUCGGCGGUUACCCUGUCUCGGUCCUAUCAGUCGCUAUUUCGGCGGGACUGUUGUAUCUUCAACUAUCACGCAGAGAACGCUGGCAGAGCCCGUGUCCGGCGAAACGAUUGCAUACUUUGGUGUUUCUGCUCAGCAACUUUCUACUGUUGAUCUUCCCAUGGAUCAACCCCGGGGAGGGCCAAGGAAAUUCGAGGUUCGCUUACUACGCGUAUCCUGCAACUUCGCUUGGGAUCCUCGGGAUGGGCGGCUUGUACUGGGUGUUUUGGCGAUUGCGAUAUGCGGAGACGUCGACGCCUGGAACGCCUUUGCUUCAGCGGUGGGGUUCCUCUGAUACUUCAACGUCACCGAUUGAGGAUGAGGGUGGUGACAGUGUGGGUCUUUUGCGGUACAAGGGGUCUACAGCGGGUAAGGACCUGAAGAGGGUGUUCGCCGUUGAACACGACAUGGAUGUGGAAGGAUCAGAUGAUGAGUCGUCUGACUUAUCAGGGGCCGAACAAAUAUGAGAGGUAGUCCCUAACUAUGACCCAACCGCGAUCUCCAGUGACGAACGACCUGAUGUAGAGGUAUACUGGUCGCGGCGACGGGAAAGGAACAACAAGCAAGCAUCACAUACGUACUUGUCGAACAGAAAUA
Molecule: messenger RNA, 2260 nt
Organism: Exophiala viscosa
Lineage: Eukaryota; Fungi; Ascomycota; Eurotiomycetes; Chaetothyriales; Herpotrichiellaceae
Product: amino acid transporter-like protein
Exons: 2
Coding region: 121-2130 (669 amino acids)
Biological process (GO): amino acid transmembrane transport
Cellular component (GO): membrane
Molecular function (GO): L-amino acid transmembrane transporter activity
Source: RefSeq, a predicted model, not a curated record